GCUAUGAGGUGGGCCUACAAGUUUCACAUACAAGCCUAAUGUAUUCUCCAACAGGCAACGAUUCAGAGCCAAAUUCAGUAUCAGUAUUGAUGUGUGUCAGACUCUUCAAUGUAACUUACAUUUUUUAACAAACGAACAUAGUUUGGCACUGCAUCUAGGCCUACACUGUGCAAAGUGAAAAUCUGUAAGUUUCAGUAUCCUGGCCUUUGUACCAAACCCUGCUUGUGAGGUUUGGAGCAAAGGGAUGAAACAAAACAUGAGGUUGAAAAAAGGAUAGCCAAAAGCACAAAAAGAUGGAUUCAAAUGAAAGCAAACAAGAUGAAGGAUCAAAAAGUACCAAAGGUAAUGGAAGUGGGAAAGAUGGCCCAAGUAAACGAGAGGAUGGUGGCUCCAAGGCAGGACGUGACAGUAAAGAUGCAGGGAAGGAUGUGAGUGACAGGAGACGAGAUGAUUAUCCCUCAAAAACUAGCAGCAGAGAUGGAGGAAAAGAUAGAGGGAGGAUGGGAAAUGGUGAUCGAAGGAAGGAACCUCCUCCCCACAAAUCUGUGAGGAAGGGGGCAGGGGAUGGACCUGGAGACUACAGAGAUAGUCGUGACAGGUAUGAUGACUACUAUGAUCGCAGAAGUUCUGGCCAAGGCAGACCGCCACCAGAUCGGGGUGACCGUAGGCAAGAUUCAAGAAAAGGCAGCAGCUUUGUGGGAAAACCUGAUAAACUAGAUAAAAAACCAAGUACACCAAACAAUGGAACUAAAACAAAGGAUGUUAAAACUCCAGCUAAGAUUGAACAGGACAGAAAAGCACAAAAAGAGAAAGAAGAAGAGGAAAAAAAGAAAAAAGAAGAAGAAAAAAAGAAGAAUGAAGAAGAAAAAAAGAGAAAAGAAGAAGAGGAAAAACAGCUAGCUGAACAGAGGAGGUUGGAGGAAGAAGAGAGGAAACUCAAGGAAGAAGAAGAGAGAAAGAGACUUGAAGAGGAAAGAGCAAAACAGCAGUUGGAGGAUGAAAAGAAAAUGUUACAAGACUACAUAGAAGAAACCAGGGAGAAACUGACAGCAAGAGUAGCUCUGAGAGAGAAGAAUAUUGCUGCAGUUGAAAAUAGACCUGAUGAGUCAUUCUUUGGAAAACUGGAUUCAAGCUUGAAAAAAAAUACAGCAUUUGUGAAAAGACUGAGGAACAUGACAGAAUCACAAUUUGAAGGCUUCAUAAAGGAUUUUGGAAGUCUGAACCUAACAAAGUACAUAGGAGAAGCUGCAUCUGCCCUUGCUGAGGUGAAACUGAAGAUGUCUGACGUUCAGUCAGCAGUGCAGCUGUGUAGCCUGAUGCACCAGAGAUAUGCGGAGUUUACUCCUGCACUGCUGGAGAACUUUCAGAAGUAUCUGCUUAACAAGAAGGAUGAGAAGGUUGUCAUGGCAAUACACAAAAAAGGCAAAUUGCUUAUUGUCGAUGCUGAUAUUUCAAAUCUAAGCAAGUAUCGGGUGGAUCUCCGGUUCUUUGCGGAACUGAUAUCUGUGGGAGUGUUCUCACUGAAGGAAGGCCUGCCAGUGUUGGCCAAUCAACUGUCAAUACUGGUGAACAACGACAAAGAUGAGCACAACAACCUCUCCAUUAUCUCCAGCUUCUGUAAACACUGUGGAGAUGACUAUGUUGGUAUCAUGCCCAGGAAGAUCAGGCUGCUUUCCGAGAAGCAUCAUGGAGCAGGUCUCAUGAAAAGCAAGUUGCUGCCCCCUGAACGCCAGAAGGCUUGCAGGAACUUGCUGAAAGACUACUCCAGUUCCCUGAUGAAACACCUCAUCAAAGAUCACAAGGAGCUGAAGGGCAUGGAAAGACAAAACCGAAGAAUCCUACAGACCAAAGGUGAACUGAGCAAUGAGAGACGUGAUGCAUAUGAGAAUGCCUUGACUACAUACCAGAAGCUUCACACAAGUGCAGCAGUUCUAGCUGAUCUACUAGAUGAAGAUUUACCCGACCUACCGGAUGAAGACCUUAAACAAGACGAAAGCGGAGGAAUGUUUGACUUUUUCAGUCCAAUGAAAGGAGCUGAGUGUCAGUAUGAGGGAGACUGCACUUUGUUUGAAGAUGAAGACACAAGAACAUUCUAUGAAUCUCUACCUGAUUUGAGGUCAUUCAUUCCAGGGAUUUUGUACAAGGACAGUGAGCAGUCUUCAAGUAAAGAUGCAAACAAGGAACCUGAUCCAGUCCUAGAAGAAGUUGACCUGGAGUGCCUAGAGGUGGAGGACCUGGAGGUAGAGCUGGAGGAGAAGCUGGAGGAGAAACUGGCGGUGGUUGAUGGUAGCAGCAGUGAGGUUGAAGACAAGGACAGCAGUGUCAGGGAGGAGACAGCAGAGGACACGGCAGAGGACAGGUCCUUCAUACCACCUGAAGCUGAUGAAGAUGAUGGCGAAACAGGAACUUUGAUGAAGACACAGUUCGAAGCAUACUUGCAGUCAUUACCCAACUGUGUAAACAGAGAUCUCAUCGACAAGGCUGCAAUUGAAUUUUGCAUGAACUUCAACACCAAAUCCAAUCGAAGGAAACUUGUUCGAGGAUUGUUUACUGUACAUCGGACAAGGUAUGACCUGUUGCCCUUCUAUGCCCGCUUGGUGGCCAUUCUGAACCCGUGUAUGCCAGAUGUGGCCACUGAUCUAGUGCAGUACCUUAAGGGAGACUUCAAGUGGCAUAUUAAAAAGAAAGACCAGAUCAAUAUUGAAUCUAAACUAAAAACUGUCAGAUUCUUAGGAGAACUUGUGAAGUUCAAGAUGUGUCCCAAAGUAGAGGUCUUGCACUGCCUGAAGAUGUUGAUGUUUGACUUUUCCCACCAUAAUAUUGAGAUGGCCUGUGCUCUUCUGGAGUCAUGUGGCAGAUUCCUGUACAGAUCUAUGGACUCACAUCACAGGACAAAAGCAUAUUUGGAUGUAAUGAUGAGGAAGAAGGCUGCUCUUCACCUAGACAGUCGGUACACAACUAUGAUAGAGAACGCCUACUUCUACAGCAACCCUCCAGAGUACCAGCAGGUGGCUCGUAUCGAGAGACCUCCCAUGCAUGAGUACAUACGCAAGCUGCUCUACAAAGACCUAUCUAAAAUUACAACUGAGAAGGUGCUGAGACAGAUGAGGAAGUUAGACUGGGACGAUGUAGCUAUUGCCUUCUACACAACCAAGUGUCUGACAGCAGUGUGGAACAUCCGCUACAACUCUGUACACUGUGCUGCAAAUCUGCUGGCUGGACUUGCACCAUAUCAUGAGCAUGUUGCUAUUCAGGUUGUAGAUGGAGUAUUGGAGGAUAUAAGGCUAGGAAUGGAGGUGAACCACCCAAAGUACAACCAGAGGCGAGUUAGUUGUGUCAAGUACCUGGGAGAGCUGUACAACUAUCGCAUGGUGGAGUCAGCCGUCAUCUUCAAAACACUCUACUCUUUCAUUACAUUUGGCAUCAGCUUGGAUGAAAAUCCUACCCCCUUGGAUCCUCCUGAGCACUUGUUCCGAGUGAGAUUGGUGUGUACACUCCUGGAGACGUGUGGUCAGUACUUCGACAAGGGAUCCAGCAAGAAGAAACUUGACUGCUUCCUCGUAUACUUCCAGAGAUACUACUGGUUCAAGAUGAAGAACCCUAUCUGGACAGUGCAUCGUCCAUUCCCUCAAGAUGUGAAGAAUUUAGUGAAGGACACUCUGGAGAUGAUCCGACCCAAGCUGAAGAUUUAUGUCAGUUGGGAGGAGGCUAUCAAAGCUGCAGAGGAUAUUGAAAAUGAAUACAAGACAAAGAUUGCUAACCUGUUGCCAAUCUUCGAGACUGGUGAUGAGAGUGAGGUGUCAGAGGAAGAAGGACUGACCCCAAUACAAGAAACUGAUGAGGAAAUUGAUGAACUAAGCCAGAGCUUGUCUCAGUCGCACCUAGAGGAUGGCACAGAGUCCAGCCAGGAUGACCAGAGUGGUCAAAGUCGCAGCCAGACUGGAAGUCAGGCAAGAGAUGGCGAGGAUGAGAGUGAGGACAGUGAUAGAGAUGAGUUCCUCGAGUCCGCUGGAGAGGAUGAGACCGAAGACCAGAUAACUUUGGUGACUGGUGCUCCUAAACGCAUUGUAUGUCAAGAAGAUGAUGACUUCAUGACUGCCUUUGACAAAAUGAUGUCUGAAAAUAUUCAGGCUCGAGCCCAGGAAUCUUUGAAGGUUCCCCAGCUUGACAUUGCUAUGCCUGUUCACCUGCGCAGCAAGACUAAGAAGACAGUUCCUGGCACAGGCACAGGUGUUACACAACCUAUUCCCGAAGUGGAUACAGCCAUUAACUUUGUGUUGAUGACAAGGAAAGGCAACAAAGCACAGUUCACGAAUCUGAAUGUACCAAUAUCUGCUGAGUUUGCUGCCAAAUUCAAGGAAAGAGAACAGGCAGAGAAGAUGGAGAAGGAAAAGAUGAAGCAGGUUGUGUUGGGCAUACAGCAGAGGCAGGAGGAGGAGGACUAUCAGGAAAUGAUGGCCUCCCUCAACAGACCAGUGCCUGUAAACACAAAUCGUGAGCGUCGUAUCCGAUACUCUCAUCCUAAGGGAGCCCCUGAUGCAGAUCUUAUCUUUGGCUCUAAAAAACGCUGAGAACAAGCGGAGCAUGGUCUUACACAAUGACCUGGAACCAAUCCAGUGCUCCGAGCCAGACAAACAACCGACCGACCGACCAAUCAGAGAUGGGAUAGAGAGCUGCCAGUCUAAGGGCAAGGAUGGUGAAAGAGUGGCAACUACCUGUAACUUGUUUCUAUGGCAGUGACUGCAGAAGGCUCAAGGAAACAUGCAAACACUUCAAAUGAUCAGUGUACUCUGACAAGAAUUUACUUUCUUAGUAUUCAAGCAAAUUGACUAAGGUAUGAUUCAUCACAAAAACAUGAUUCAUCGCAAGACCUCACUUCUAGUAUGUGAAUGAGAAUUGAAGACUGGAUUUGCAAAGUAACCAUCCACUGGGUCAUACUUGCUCCAACUUAUAAAGCCCUCAUAAGAUUGCUGAUAAUCCUCAAUAAGAAUGGAAAUUAAUAUUGGUUGUAGACACCUGCAAAUGUGUUGGAUACCCUCCAGGAGAGGAUAGUAAAGAUAUUUUAAUUAUCAAACUUAACAACUGUGAUUUAAGUAAUGUCCGUGCUAAACAGAUGUUAGCAUGUAAAAAGAUAUUUUUCAAGUGAUCAAUUUAAAGAUGUUUGUCCUUUGUUGAUGUUAAAACACUUUCUAUUUUUGAUAUGGUUCAUUUUCACAAGUUGUUCCAUUACAUGUCAUGUAGGGCUCGAUUUAGCUUUAUAAAACAUACACCCGUGCAACCCACUAUUGAAAAAUGCAACAUAAUACUAAAAUUUAUGUCUACAUGCACCAAGUGCAUAUAAAAAAAUUCAAAUUUGUUUCUGACUAACCCUUACUUGUUCAGACAACAUCGAUCACUGAACACUCAGUACCUCUAAGUUUUAUGUACCAUACUACAUCACUAAUCCCCGUUAUGUAUACUUUGUCAUGCUUUCUUGGGUUUGACGUCAUCAAACUGGGGGUACUUCAAGAUUAUUGCAUGUUUCACUUGCAUUUAGUAGCAAUAUGUUUUUAAUUUAUCUGACACUGGCAGAAGACCAGCCUUUGUUUCAACUUUGAUAAAUUUAUAGGACCAGGGUGCAACUUGGUUUUUUUCGGGUGCAACUAGGUUUGUAUGUCAACAUGCAUCUUGUGCAAGUUUAAUCAGGUUCCUUUAAAUCGAGCCCUGACAUGCAGCGUUAUCAAGCAUUUACAUAUACUAUGCUUUUAUGUUAUCGAGCAAUAGACUGUUUUUGCCAAAUGAUUAAGUUCAAUGUUUUAUGAGAAUGAGGAAAGUCAAAUAUGUCAAUAAUUUUAUUCUCAACAAAGUUGCACAAAGUGAAAAGUUAUAUUUUAGCUUUGUACAUCAUUUUAGACUGUUUAUGAAUGCAAGACAAAAGAUUAUGUUGCUUUCAGUUCUAUCCUCUAUUAUUCAGUGAUAUGAUCAAAUAGGCAUGACAUCUUACAGAUUCAAAUUAGUUUGAAAUGUAACUCAGUUUUUAACCUAACAUUAUGAAAUAAACGUUCGAAUGAUUCAUUUAGAUUAUUUUAAAAUGUUACAACAGAUAAAAGCCAUGGUUAUUUUAUUGGUUUUAUUUAUCAGCCAAAAGUAAGCGAAGGUGAAAAUUUUGUCCGAGUUUUAUGUUAUCUGGUAGAAGGUAUUACUAAAGCCUGGACUGUGAAGCAGCAUUGUGGUUCUAUUGUUGACUCUUACCGUUAUGCAUGUUUCCAUAUAAGGUGUUUAGUUUUAAUUACUUGGUUUACGGAUUGGCCAACCCAAACUUUUACAAAUAAAAUUAAAAUUUUGAGUACUCAUUUUCUGAAGUACAUGUAUGUUGAUGUCUGAAGGGAGGUAACUCUUUGGCUUUUCAACUGACUCACCUUUAAGAAAAUCUGAAAAAAUGUUUUUAACAUCUAUUUUAAUUUAAUUUCGACAACCGAGCCUAUGUGUCUUUUGGAAAAUAUGUAAACCAAGUAAAUAAAUCAAAGAGGCCUAAGAUGCAGAAGACUGAUUCAUUUCAGUAGUUGUACUACAUGUAGGGAUUAUCGGGGAGUGAUGGGGGAAGAAUGGGCCCAUUAGCAGGAUGAGACAUCAAGUCUGAUACUUUCCAGCACAGCUUUACAUGGUGUUCCUAGCCACUUGAGACAGUGGAAAAUACUUAAUUACAAGAAGUAUAUAAUCAUUUCUUUUUAUUUGACAGGAAUUGGUAUGUGGACUUGCUUUACAUGUCCUGCAUGAAAUCAUUUGUCUUUCACUGGUUGUAAGACUAUGCCGGGAAAAUAGCAGACUUGAUUCUUUUUGCUAUUUGCAGGUGCAAAUAAAGUAAGUGGUUGCACACA
Haliotis rufescens (red abalone) is the source of this 6857-nucleotide messenger RNA. RefSeq names its product regulator of nonsense transcripts 2-like. NCBI's taxonomy places the organism in Eukaryota, Metazoa, Mollusca, Gastropoda, Lepetellida, Haliotidae. The transcript is spliced from 42 exons. Gene Ontology annotation, molecular function: RNA binding; protein binding. Gene Ontology annotation, cellular component: exon-exon junction complex; cytoplasm. The record is from RefSeq and is a predicted model, not a curated record. The coding region runs from base 294 to 4571 and encodes 1425 amino acids. Gene Ontology annotation, biological process: nuclear-transcribed mRNA catabolic process, nonsense-mediated decay.